AUGGCCAAGUUUCACGCGGACUGCUCGCCGCUCGCGGACUCAAGAUGGUUGUUCCGCCCCGCCUUCCACGCCGCCCAGCGCGCCACAGCGGCAGCCAGAGGACGAUCCGUCGCAGCACCUUCGCCAUUUCGUGUCGCCCGACUUCUACCGCCCCCGCCUCGCCCCGUGGAGCCGCAGCUCCGCCACCACCGGCAAUACCAAGGCCGCGCAGCCCCCGCCGUCGGGGAUUUGCAUUGCCAUUCCGUCGGCGCCGCGCAAUCGUGGCAGCGCGUGGAGAACCUGCUGCUGGCGCUCGACGCGCGGCGCGCACGGGAGAGAGACGGGCUGCUGGAGCACGCGAUGCGCGUCGUGGUGUACAGCUCGGGCUGCCGUGUCGACGACCCCGCCAGAAGGGCCGGUGCGGCGAGAAUCGGCGAAUCCCCCUCCGCGUUGAUGCGGGCGGCGGCGGUGCUGGCGCGCGAGGCGAACGUGAGCGAGACGUACGCGCGGCCACUGGUGGGGGCUCUGGCGCAGGACGUGGCGAACGUCAAUCCGCUGGUGGACGCGCACACGGCGGCGAUUGUUGAAGGUGGUUGGCUAACCAUGACCUAG
Molecule: messenger RNA, 591 nt
Organism: Closterium sp. Naga37s-1
Lineage: Eukaryota; Viridiplantae; Streptophyta; Zygnematophyceae; Desmidiales; Closteriaceae
Source: the annotation of a GenBank genome assembly